Molecule: messenger RNA, 634 nt
Organism: Zingiber officinale
Lineage: Eukaryota; Viridiplantae; Streptophyta; Magnoliopsida; Zingiberales; Zingiberaceae
Product: calmodulin-1-like
Exons: 4
Coding region: 67-513 (148 amino acids)
Molecular function (GO): calcium ion binding; enzyme regulator activity
Source: RefSeq, a predicted model, not a curated record
GUCCUCCGCCUAUAAAGUGCCGCCCGAUGUGCCCACGACUCUCCUCAUCCCUUCGCUGCUGCAUUGAUGGAUCUUCUCUCGGAGGAGCAAGUCACCGAGUUCCACGAGGCUUUCUGCCUCUUCGACAAGGACGGAGAUGGCUGCAUAACGCCGGAGGAGCUCGGCACCGUGAUCAAGUCACUGGGGCAGAACCCGAGCGAGGAGGAGCUGCAGGAGAUGGUUCAGGAAGUUGAUGCGGACGGAAACGGGAGCAUUGAGUUUGGGGAGUUCCUGAACCUGAUGUCCAGAAAAGUGAAGGAGACCAAUGUGGAGGAAGAGCUGAAGGAGGCCUUCAAGGUGUUCGACAAGGAUCAGAAUGGGUUCAUCUCGGCCACUGAGUUGAGGAAUGUGAUGAUCAACCUGGGGGAGAAGUUGACUGAUGAGGAGGUGGAGAAGAUGAUCAAGGAGGCAGACUUGGAUGGAGAUGGACAAGUCAAUUAUGAAGAAUUUGUGAGAAUGAUGAUGACUGUUUGAUUUGUUCUUUGUUCCAAGAACAAAACAAAACAAAACAAAAAAUGUUUCUUUGUUUUCUUUUUUGGUCCAACUAGUAAAAUGUCAUGCUUAAGAUUUAAUUGUUAGUAUCUUGUUGAGUUCA